UCAGAAAUGCUUUGUUCUCUUACCAUGAUUAUUUUCCAAGGCCAAAGAGAUGAUUACCCGGGUUCUAAAGAGUGUUUCUGCUGUUAAUAAUGCAAAAAUCUUGUUAAUUUUUCACUAGAACUAUGAAAACACCCUUAAUAAUCAGUGCAGCUUUAACUAGAGCCUUUUGAAAGUAGUGGAGGGGCUGCGCAGAAGUGAUUCAGACCACGGUCCUAAGAGGCGAGAUAGCACAGUAGCAAUCACUAGUUAAACCAAUCCAAUCACCCUAGUCAUCCCUUCCCAGUGCUUCCAGUCGCCUUCCGUAACUACUCUCACUCCCAGAAUCCUUACUGCACUCACACCAAGAGCCGCGUCUGCACCAGCAACCAGCACCACUCCUCAGGCCCUUGCAGCGAGCACUCUCUCCAUCACUCGCUAAAGCACUUUCCAUCACGACCACGCAGCCUCUUGCACACCCUCCAGUAUUCCCUCGCCUCACGCACCAGCCACACCAGCUUAAUCCACCCCUCAAGACCCGCUGUAGCACCUAAUUUGCCUGUCUUUCUCCCUCGAUGUCUCCCACUGCCACCUCCAUGUCCAAGAGAAGCGAGGUGUAUGGUUUACAAAACUAUUUCUCUAAGACGACGGCUUGGGCCAUGCUGAUUAGGGGGGAGUAACGGUAUUCUGAGUUUUCUUCUUUAUAUUUACGGUAUAUAAAUAAAUAUGUGCAAAUGCAGAACUGGAGAAGCUGCCUUACACUUCCUAUGUUGCUCGUGUUCUCUGCCCAUCCCACCGCCUUUUGCAUUCACGUGGUUUCCGUGGCAUUCAUGAGUGUCACUGGUCAAGGCGUGUCACUAGCAUGUCUCGGCGGGAGUGAAUGUUCACGGGCGUCUGGUGAAUCUCCCCAUCCGUGACCCGAAGACACGCAUCCAGACCCAGCGUUGCUUAGCCUCGCUGAUUAAACGAGAAGCGGUGUAUUCAGCGUGGUGUGGUCGUUGGCAGCCAGAAGAGCCAGAAGAGCCAGUUGCUCCUCACACUACAACUGGUGCGUGUCUCCUGAAGGUGGUGAAGACAGGUGGUUCCCGCGCCCUGCCGCUCGCUUCACCAGAAAGUCCCUGCCACCGCUGCCUCCAAGAAAGGCGUCCUUGGUGUGACGCUGCCUCCCUUACCCUCCUUCCCCACACCCCACUAGGACUACAGUGGCAUCCUGAGGCUUCCAGAGAGGGCAUCAGGUGCAAGUAUGCAGUGAGGAGAGAAAACACGGGAUGACAAACACAAGACAAGAGUGAGUAAUGCAACAAACAGCACGCUCCCAUGAAUUUCCAGCAGACAAAGGCACCAGCGACACCAGGAAAGACAGCGCCGCACUGCUGCCAGGUCAGCGUCUCGCCGCCUCGCCGCCUCUCCGCCCUGCGCCAUGGGGGAGGGCUUGGGCUGCUGAGUGAGGGGGCGGCCACAUCAUCAGCGGCAAGUGGCAGCAGCGAGUGGCAGUUCGCGCCGCAACUCGCCUCGCUGCAGUGCCCCCAGGUGGUCCCGGAGGAGGGCAAGGCGUGGAGCCAUGGCUGGCGGCCGUGAGUCUCUGUGGUGGUGAGGGCGGCCAUGCAGGGGGAGAAGGUGGGCGGGAGGGUGGCGACAUGGGUAGCAGGGGUAGUUGGAGUGUGGGCGGGCAUCGCAGCCCUCGGAGCCCUAGUGGCCGCCCUGCUGUCCCCGCAGUGGGCGUUAGUGAGGGAGCCCAUGAUGCUGGGAGAGGAGCCGCCCGCACAGGAGGUACAGGAGGCCUGGCAGGGGCGUGGCGUAUCAGGCGAUGGGCGGGACCUGCAGCAACAGCACCAGCAGCAGCAGCGUGGCGAGCACCGCCCCGUCCUGACCAUCGUCACCUUCAGGCUGGGCCUCUGGACGGCCUGCCCGCACAUCAACACCUCGCGGCUCCAUGUCAAGGUAGCGUCACCUGAGUGCAGCAGCGUGAGCUACGGAUGGCAACCAGUGACCCAUAAAGACCUCAAGCUGCCUGCCCCUGCCCCCCUCAUGCAGACCGUCCUGGCUAGGAUGAGACUAUCGACAUUGUUUCUGGUGGGAGCGUGCGGGCUGCUGGGGGCCGGCUGCCUUCUGGCGGUGGUGGGCCGCUGCUGCUACCCGCACGUCGCCUUCCUGGCUGCUCUCCUCUAUUCCUUGGCAGGCUUGAGUGUGGGCGUGGGCGUGGUGUGGUUCGUGUCCGUGGUGUCUGAGGAGUACGGUGUGGCCUCUGGUCGACGCACGAGCUGGUCUGCCAUGUACGCCUACACGUACGGCUGGUCCCUGAUGGCAGCAGGCGGGGCGGGCGUGUCUGCAAUGUUAGCUGCCCUCCUCACGGGGCACGCCCAUCUUGGGCGACACGCGCCCCUGCUGAGGACGAGAACGAGCAGCACCGAGGAGAGCCUGGCGCGACCGCUACUCAGGUGUCGCAGCGAAGGGUGCUUGGGGCAGCGCUCCUUCACGUCAGACACCAUCAGAACCUACCUCACCUGUGACUCCCGCCGCCAUGCCCCGCGCCCCGCACACGCAGCCGCCACCCCUUCCCUCCAUCAGUGUUCUUCUAUUGUGGAUCUGACGCGGCCCCAGGACGAGCCUCCGCCGUCCCUGGCCGCCCACCCAGCCUCGCGACGCUCCUCGCGUGCCACUGUUCUCAGCGACGACGCCCAGCAGCUGCAGCACUCCCAGAAGGAACACCAGCAGGCGCCGCUUCCUCAGCCGCAGCACCGACAGCAGCAAGAAGCCCAGCAAGAACAGCACCAGCAGCAGCAACAGCAGCAGCAACAGCAGCAACAGCAGCAGCAGCAGCAACAACAACAGCAACAGCAACAACAACAACAACAGCAACAGCAACAACAGCAGCAACAACAACAGAUGCAAGGCGGGCGGAGUUGGUUGGGGGAGCCGUCUCGCGUCAUCAUUGAGGCUCCCCGCGCACCUCUACCACCGGUGGUUCCUCCUCCCCCUCUCAGCUCCUCUUCUUCGUCUCCGUCACCUCUUGAGCCGCCCCUGCCGCCCGUGAUCACCAACACCACCGCCACCACCACCACCACCACCACGAGCGGCAGGUCGGGAGGCACGGGGCGGCUUAGCAAGGUGGAGCCCCCACGCCUACCGGAAUAUAGUUCCUUCAAGGGGGACUACACCCGCUCCCUGCCGCGCGAGGCCCGUCAGAUGGCAGUGUUCGAGCGUCGCGGCGGCCAGCGCUCCACCACCCUCACCCGCCCCCCAACCAAGGUGUCCUCUGAGGUAUGAGAUCAGGACCCUCCCAGGAAGUGCCCCGCCCAGCCUAGAGAGGAGGAAGAGACGUGGGUGUGAGUUCGCCUCGCUACACCACACCUGUCUCCUCCUCCCUCCUACAGAGCUUCCAAUGUAGUUUUUGAAUCCUGGAUCAGACCAGGCAGUCUGCCACGCACUGGGAAGCUGUCGAGGUUCCCGCGAGAACCUCUUGGGUGAUGGUGGUGGCGGAGGCAGCACGCGGGGAGGCUGACGUCGCUGAAAUCCCCAAAACCCCGUGACACGUCCUUGACAAUGGUUCGGUAGGCCGGCUGAUGCUCCAGUGCGAGUGUCGUGCCGUGGGUGUCUCGUGGUGCUGCCCACACAUACCAGCGUGGCGCUCCGCUGCUGGGAGGGAACGAAGGCUGCCGCCACAAGGAACUCCACCACUCAGGCCGCUGCUAUUUUCUUAUCUAGUCCAAGCAGUCCGAUGAUUUUUAAGCAAUAUGUAAGCUAUUCUUUGUAAGCGACACUGUUCGUACUGUAAAACACAUAUUCGCCAUGCGGAACACAGCUGUGGCCUCCCUUUUAAAGACAGUGACAAGACGAUGUAUGUAUGAGGUGCGAGCGACUGCGGUGCACACCAGGCGCCCGCCACCACCGGACUAAUGUAUCUUAGCGGCACCGUGAGCGUGUUGGGAUGCCCGGUGGGUGUCACUAGUAGCGCUGUUUGGUGAGCCAAGUCGUGUUUAAGAUGACAAGGAAAACAAUGACGGCACCAUCACUUACGUAUUGACAACAACAACAACAACAACAACAACAACAAUGAUAAUCAUAAUAAUAAUAAUAAUAAUAAUAAUAAUAAUAAUAAUAAUAACAUUGUGAAUGUUAUUAUGUUAUUAUUAUUAUUAUUAUUAUUAUUAUUAUCAUUAUUAUUAUUAUUAUCAUUAUUAUUAUUUAGGUUCAAACGUUUACAAAGACCGUGAAAAUAAUCUUCAGUGUUGGUGUGAGACAGAACAUCUCUCAUUUGUAGAUAUAGAAAUCACACACACACACACACACACACAUGAACUUAAGAAGGCCGUCAAACUAGCUCAUAAGGUUGGUAUGUAUGUAUGUAUGUAUGUAUGUAAUUACGUAUAGCGAGCGACCAUAAUAUUACUACACAAGCGUGUUUUAUACCUAAGAUAUUUCACAUAUCAGUUUGUCAUUCAGUUAUAAAAAUGACGAAAAGUAAUAAUAACAAUGACAAUAAGGGAGGAAGUGUUGUUUCGUUCAUCCAGCUUCAUUAGAGUCGAGUCGAGCGUCAAGAAAGGGCGAUCUUUCCUUUGCUUUCCAUUAAGGCUGUGAAAUUAUUAGGCGUUCUUGUCUAGACAAAGAGUAUUUGACGAGCUGCCUGGUAAUUACAGGGAAGAGAGGAAAGGUAAACAGAGGCCACUGGGAAGAGAGUUUAAGGGUUUAAAGGAUGGAGAGGAGGCUGGGAAGGACGGAGAAAGCAGAGGACGGGAAAGGAGAAAAAAGGACUGGACGGAAAGGGAGGCUGGGGAGAGUAAAGAAGAGGACGGGAAGGUAGCAAAGAAGUAGAAAAUUAAUGAUGUUGUAGAGUGUUCUAGCAGAAAGAGGUGGAUGGCACUCUCAUGCAGGGUCAGAGAAGCAUGAAAACGUCACAGUCAUUCCUUUCCCUCAAGUAGUGACAGCAGACGACCUAGGCAGCAGUGAUGGUAGUCAUGAACGCGUGGUCCUGACGCGGAUGGCGCUCUUCAUGUGACUGCCAGACUCAGCCUUCGCCAGCACCUGUCGUUUGCCAUCGUUAAAAAGUUUUUAUCCAUAUCAUUAUUUAAUUUUGGGUCUUCCAUUCAUAAAAGACUAUCCUUGGCCCAGAGUUCCCUCGAUCAGUACCCACCACGAACACCACUGCUUCAUUAUCUUUGGGUAACAUUACCAUAAAUGUUACCUGAAUAUAUAGUAUAUCGGGGUGGGAGUUGUUUUUUUUUUUUUCUUAUGUAAGAGGAACACUGGCUAAGGGCAAUAAAAUGUACGAAGAAAGGCCAAUUGACUGUACUGUAUGUCAGCUUCGAACACGUUCGAGCAUUUGCCUCGAACACAGUCAUCAGUUAUUUCUCCGAGCAUGUUCGUAGCAUGCUCAGGAAUAAGUUUCUGAUUAUGUUCGUAACAUAUUCAGACCAGUGUUCCGGGCAAUGUUCGAGGACUAGUGUGUCCGGGCCUUUAUACGCUCCGUGGUUUCCGCUAUAGUUCACGCUGUGCAGCGCGCCGUGACGUGACUUUAAAAACAUAGCUCUUGGUGGGGGACGGGCAGAUGCCAAAGACGCACGGGAAAAUAAUUACAUAUUAAGGAUCACCCUGAAAAGAGACACGAGUGAGAAAGGGAUAAUAGUGAAUAGGGGAGUAAAUACAAUCAAUUUUAAACUUCGCCAGUGUUUUUUAAGUAACUAGACUACAUACUAAGGAAACCUCAGGAAGAAGUUUUUUUUUUCCAUAAACCUGUAGGUUACUCCAUUCCUCUGGACUGUGUUAAGUGUGGAACUUCCAAGCAAAGUACAGAACUCGAGAUGGUAAUGCAGCCUUACUUCGAGCCCCUUCAAGAUGGGUCUCCCUCCAUGAAGACAUCUUUGAGUGCAACACCCUGACCCUCCCUACACAUGUCUCCACUUGUGUGAUAGCAGCCUUGGGAUAAAAUGUACUUUUCCCUCACCAAUGAACCCUAAGACAACCCUUCAGAGGCUCACAUGUCAGUGGCUCAGGACAGUAAAACCUUCCUUCAGUGUGGCCUAGCAAGAGGACUGCUUGGAAAGAAAUUGGAAUGAUUGUGACCCAAGCAAGCAAGGAUUUUUGGAAUGAUUAGCAAAAACUAGCAACACAGGUCCCUUAACUAAAGACGGUAAGCUUCACACACUAGUAGAAAUACAGAAGACAGUGAAAGAAUAUAAUGAUGACACAUAUCUCAAUAUUCAUCUUAGGAUGAUGUAAGUCAGUGUGUAUACCUUUCCAUUUUUAAACAAUACAAAGAUGACAUGUAUCUAAUUAUUCAUCUUAGAAGUAUUUAAGUCUUUUAAGUUUCCAUCCUUUUUACACAAUACAAUGCUGACAUGUAUAUACUCAUCUUAGGAGGAUGUAAGUCUGUGGUCAUACCUUUCCCAUCCCUCCUGGUGUACACUGUGAGCCUGAUGAUGGAAGUGCUGUGCUGCUGGUGAAUCUGAGCCCUCACACUGGCCUCCGGGUGGCCUGUGUGCCUCUGAUCAGUGCCAGCACCACCACAUCCAGUCUACUGUGCACCAGUGGCUGUCAGGUAGUCUGCAGGAAAGGUUAUGCUUAAUGUAUCACCUGAAUUUUCUUGUCUUAACACACACACACACACACACACACACACACACACACACACACACACACACACACACACACACACACACACACACACACACACUCUGACAACUAAUGCCACACUUGUAAUUUUUUUUUUUAAGGACUUCACAUGAUUUCUCAAUUCUACAGACAGUGUUUGGAAUUUCACUUUUGAAUCAUCUUGAAUAAAGGAUGCCAACACCUA
Molecule: messenger RNA, 6769 nt
Organism: Scylla paramamosain (green mud crab)
Lineage: Eukaryota; Metazoa; Arthropoda; Malacostraca; Decapoda; Portunidae
Exons: 8
Coding region: 1579-3243 (554 amino acids)
Biological process (GO): neurotransmitter receptor transport, postsynaptic endosome to lysosome; positive regulation of synaptic transmission, glutamatergic; neurotransmitter receptor internalization
Cellular component (GO): AMPA glutamate receptor complex; postsynaptic density membrane
Molecular function (GO): channel regulator activity; voltage-gated calcium channel activity
Source: RefSeq, a predicted model, not a curated record